This is a messenger RNA of Suillus subaureus, 1005 nucleotides long. RefSeq lists its product as uncharacterized. The record is from RefSeq and is a predicted model, not a curated record. Lineage: Eukaryota; Fungi; Basidiomycota; Agaricomycetes; Boletales; Suillaceae. The transcript is spliced from 6 exons. Bases 1 to 1005 code for a protein of 334 amino acids.
AUGCAAUAUACUAAUGGAAUUCCAGAAUAUAACAUGAAGCUUGAAUAUUGGAUUGAGGCUCUGGAAACUGAGUUCGGAGAUUCAAGACUUGAUGUUUUUGACAGGCACUUUGCCAGCAUUGAUGAAUAUAUUGACAAACUUUCUGCCAUGUGCAACAAGGAUUGGGGCAAGCCCUUAUCCUUGGAAGUGAGACAAUCUCCAAUGACCACCUCUAUUAAUGAGGAGGAUGAGGUCGACCAACUAAUGGACAAUGACAGCCAAUUGUAUGACCUCAGAUGGGCCAUUCUUCCUGCAGACAACAUGUCUACAUCAGGAGAUGAUUCAACUCAAGUUUGGUUGUUCAACACUGGACCUUGCUAUGAUUUUGGAUGGGGUGCAACCACUGAACCAACUUUGGAUGCAGAUGUCAACAAUGAUGGGCCAAUCUAUGAUCUCGGGUGGGGCACCACAUCAACAUCAUGUGAGCAUGCUUGUGUUAGCAUGGACAAUGAACCCAACUGGGUCACUGCAACUCCUGAUCCACAGCAAGAUGUAAUCAAUCUCAUGGAUGAAGAUGAUCCAGCAUACGAUCUCGGCUGGGAUACCAGCACUUCAGGUCCAGACACAAUGCAACAAGAUCUGGCCAUGUUGUCAGAUGAAGAUGAUGAACCAGCCUAUGAUCUUGGGUGGGGUAGACUUCAGGACACCAGCCAAGAAAACAUGAAGUCAAUGUCCCAAAGCCUGACAUCUUCUGUACAUACACCAGUGGACCUGGAGCAUGUGAAUGAUAGACAUAUGUCACCCAAAGUCAAGUCAAGAACCCAAAGCCCAACAUCUUCCUCACCUAUAAUGGAUAUGGAGGAUGUCAAUGGUAGAGACAUGUCACCCGAAAUGCUGGUUUGCAAGAAAAUCACUGGAUGGAGUCCAUCGACCAUGCUGUCAGGGGGGAAUAUGGGCAUCCUUGGCAAAUCUGCUUGCCAAACACAAACCCAUCUUGUGGUGUUGCAGAUGUGCAAAACUGGAUAA